Messenger RNA from Pseudophryne corroboree (corroboree frog), 3502 nucleotides. RefSeq names its product aminolevulinate dehydratase (gene ALAD). The coding region runs from base 132 to 1124 and encodes 330 amino acids. The record is from RefSeq and is a predicted model, not a curated record. NCBI's taxonomy places the organism in Eukaryota, Metazoa, Chordata, Amphibia, Anura, Myobatrachidae. Gene Ontology annotation, molecular function: zinc ion binding; porphobilinogen synthase activity. The transcript is spliced from 12 exons. Gene Ontology annotation, biological process: heme biosynthetic process. Gene Ontology annotation, cellular component: cytosol.
GACCACUUCCUGGUUGCACCAUGUGGGAGGGUAACAUGUGAGUGCUGGCUGCUGUGCAGUGCAGAGUGCAGGCUCAGAGGACACUAGCACACACACACAUAUCAGCAGGGACAGGCUGCCGUACUGACAAGAUGCAGGCUGACGGCAUAUUGCACAGUGGCUACUUCCACCCGGUUCUCCGCGCCUGGCAGGCUUCUGCCACCAGCCUCCAUGCCACCAAUCUCAUGUACCCCAUCUUCAUCACAGACAAUCCUGAUGCCGUUGAACCGAUUCACAGUCUGCCCGGGCAGGCCAGGCAUGGAGUGAACAAGCUGGAGCAGUUGCUGCGCCCCCUGGUGGAGGACGGUCUGAAGUGCGUGCUGAUCUUUGGCGUCCCUGGCAAAGUUGCAAAGGAUGAUCGAGGCUCGCAGGCGGACUCGGAUGAUACUCCAGCGAUCCUGGCUAUACGGAAGAUCCGCACCGUCUUUCCCCAGCUGCUCAUUACCUGUGACGUGUGUCUCUGCCCCUAUACGUCCCACGGACACUGUGGGAUUCUGCGAGAAGAUGGCAGCAUUCAGAACGAGACCAGCUGCCAGCGGCUGGCAGAGGUGGCAUUGGCUUACGCCCGUGCAGGAUGCCAUGUGGUGGCACCAUCUGAUAUGAUGGAUGGCAGGAUUGGCGCCAUUAAGAAGGCUUUGAUAUCCAAUGACCUAGGAAACAAGGUGUCGGUCAUGAGCUACAGUGCAAAGUUUGCCUCUUGCUUCUACGGCCCGUUCAGAGAUGCGGCACAGUCCAAACCUGCGUUUGGAGAUCGGAAAUGUUACCAGUUGCCUCCUGGUGCAAGAGGACUGGCCAGCAGGGCGGUGGACCGGGAUGUACGUGAAGGAGCAGACAUGCUUAUGGUGAAGCCGGGAAUGCCGUAUUUGGACCUUGUGAGAGAAGUGAAGGACAAGCACCCGGACCUCCCACUAGCUGUGUAUCACGUGUCAGGGGAAUACGCCAUGCUCUGGCAUGGCGCACAAGCGGGAGCCUUUGACCUGAAGGUUGCCGUACUGGAGGCCAUGACCGGAUUCCGGAGAGCCGGUGCUGACAUCAUUAUAACCUAUUACGUUCCCCAACUCCUCAAGUGGAUAAAAGAAUUGUAAUGGAAUCCUGGAAGCUGACGCAUUCUGCGACUGCGCUUGCUCUGUCGCUGGGCUCAAGUCGCCAAAUUGUAACUGGAAAUAUUGCUGGGAUUUAAUUCUAGUGUUUGUACUAUAGUUACAGUAGGUGUAGUAAUCCUAUCAUGCUGGCUGCAAAACAUCAAAGAUUCAUAAUGUCCCCUUGUGUUCAUGUAACCGAUAGGCUGCAGCUUAUCUGUGUUUUAUUUACACCUACAGACCUAUUCCAGACAUUUAUAUUCUUAGGCCCAGAUUUAUCAAGCCUUGGAGAGUGAUACAUUACACCGAGAUAAAGUACCAGCCAAUCAGCUCCUAACUGCCAUGUUACACGCUGUGUUUGAAAAAUGACAGGAGCUGAUUGGUUGGUGCUUUAUCACCGUGCUAUUUACCGCUCUCCAAGGCUUGAUACAUUUAGACCUUAGUGCGCAGACCAUAAUUGGUUUGCAAAACUUUUUAUUUUUCAUUUCCCCGUUUUUUUUGUUUUAUUUGUUUUAUUUUAAGAUUUUUUUUUUCCCCAUAUUACUUUUGUUAUCUGUUUUACGUAAGGACGCUGUACUGGCGGCAGCUGGCUUUACAGUAUUGCAUGUGGGUACAGUCGAGAGGUCUGGGUGCUAGCUUACAAAAAAAAAAACAGCUUCUGUACCCAUGGCAAUCAAUCAAAUGUUGAUUUCUCUACUUUAUUAAAUGAUCAUGUGGUUUUGUUGCUAUAGAUUACAGGGCUCCCUGAGCACCAGUUUUCAUCAAUGUCUUGUUUAUCGAAUAGAACCGUGUGACCGUGUUUUAGCUUUAAAUUUAAUAGAUUUGUCCUGGGGCACUUGUUGUUCCAAAACAGCUGGAGACAGAUCCCCCUACCUCCAUACCCCCCACCCCGGUCUUAGAUUAAGGUUUGAUAACCUUGUCCAAAGGAAUUGCCAACACUUCCUAUUUCACAUGUCGGGUCAUCUGGAAAACCUGCUAUAAGUAAAUAGCACAGUCUCUAGUCUGUGUAAUGCUGCGUGAUCUAGUGUAAUUAAUUGCAAGUUAUUACUGGCCCCCACAAUUGAAACACAAGUGUAUUUUCUGUCGCUACAUCAGAUUCCUCCUAGUUUCCCAGAAUGCUUCACUUCAAUGGUCAACAUGGCCCCUCAGACUAGAACAUCUUAGGCUACAGUGAUCAAAUACCUGAGCCAUUAAACGCUAUGGAGGCGACUAAUCUUUGCAGCAAGAGAUUGUCCCCAAACAAAACUUGUCUUCUAUAAAGUGUAUUUUUGUUAGUGCAAACAAAUUCAUAACAGCGCAGGGAAAUGAGACCAGAAUGUCCAUCUUUGUUAUGGAAAUCCAUCAAAGAGCCACUAAUCCUAACAUGCAAAUUGAAUUCUCUAAAAUGGCAGUGAGGACAUCCACAAAUCAAUAUGAAGGUGCCCAUACACAUUGUGAUAAAACAGCUGAUACGAGGGGGAAUUAUCCCGAUAUUGCACAACACGACCUUGAUCGGAAAGUGACCGUGGAUCUGCCAAUGUGUGACCAGCUGAAAAGUUCCAGGAACUUAUCAGAAAUCGGAGUAUUUGAUAGGAAGUUGCGAUCUCGGAGGUAGAUAUUUUCCUGCACACGGCAGGUUUCCGGUCUGUAAUACUAUUUGCAUGACAACGCAGUCGGCCUAUGUAAAUAUAAUUUCACGUGACAUCUAGUUAUGUGACCCUUAUAUAUAUCAUAAUGGCCCUGCAACCCGCUGUACAAUGCCCAGUAAUCAUGGCAUUGCAUAGUGCGCGGGGGAGACCACAAUGAAUCACACCACACCACGUCCCCCACUUCACUGACCUGGUUGCCUUCUCCCAGAAGUCAGAAAGUAUGGUUAUUGGCAGGUCUUACAUGGCACUUGUAUAUUGGGUUUAGUGUUCCGCUGAGGUGCAGGUGGAUUUCACAGCCCUUUUACAGCUGAGGUUUCCUUUUUAAUAUUUUUACAUUUUUGUCUGUCGACCGAUCAGCUCUAUAUGGGAGUCAGUGGCUCAGACAUGAAGCGUGGUCUUGUGACUAGUAAUGUCACCCAGCCUAUAAUGUAGUUUAGGGAUAUAUACAGCCCUCUGGAAGGAAGAUUUCACCCCAAUUCGCAUUUUUAAGGUUUAAUUUAAAAAACGAUUUUAUGUGUUUUGUGUGUUUUUAUCUAGUUUGUAUAAAUAUGCCUUUAACCCGAAGUGUUCUUAGCCAGACGGAGGCGAUGACGACGAUUGGUUUGUCUUGAUCUAUGUGUUUCUGACGAGACUCAGCGGUGCCACCAAUUUUUAAGUUUAUUUUCUCUAACGUCCUAGUGGAUGCUGGGACUCCGUCAGGACCAUGGGGAUUAGCGGGCUCCGCAGGAGACAGGGCACAUCUAAAAAAGCUUUUAG